Molecule: messenger RNA, 2226 nt
Organism: Etheostoma spectabile (orangethroat darter)
Lineage: Eukaryota; Metazoa; Chordata; Actinopteri; Perciformes; Percidae
Gene: ppp2r5ca
Product: protein phosphatase 2, regulatory subunit B', gamma a
Exons: 16
Coding region: 115-1713 (532 amino acids)
Biological process (GO): protein dephosphorylation; signal transduction
Cellular component (GO): nucleus; cytosol; protein phosphatase type 2A complex
Molecular function (GO): protein phosphatase activator activity
Source: RefSeq, a predicted model, not a curated record
AGCAAAAAAGAAAAGGAAACUAAAUCUGGAAGAUCUAAAAGAUCGGAAAGUAAAAAUGGGCCUGCAGACGACCAAGAUGGUUCCAAUAAGAAAUUGCCUCCUGCAACUCAGUUGAUGAGGGUGAAGCAGCCAGGGUCACACUCGGCCGCUAAGAGGGAGAAGAGGUUCAGCACUUCCUUUUUCCCUCUCAGUGCUAACAGAGAGCUACAGAAACUACUUACACUGGCAGAUGUGGCCCCCGCAGAGCAGGAGAAGCUCUUCAUCCAGAAGCUUCGCCAGUGCUGCGUUCUUUUUGACUUCCUGUCCGACCCGCUGAGCGACCUGAAAUGGAAGGAAGUGAAGCGCGCGGCGCUGAGCGAAAUGGUGGAGUACAUCACCCACAACAGGAAUGUCAUCACAGAGCCCAUCUACCCAGAGGUGGUGCACAUGUUUGCAGUAAAUAUGUUCAGAACAUUGCCUCCAUCGUCCAACCCCACUGGAGCGGAGUUUGAUCCAGAGGAAGACGAGCCAACACUUGAAGCUGCAUGGCCACACCUCCAGCUCGUCUACGAAUUUUUCCUUAGGUUUUUAGAAUCGCCCGACUUUCAGCCUAACAUAGCAAAGAAAUACAUCGACCAGAAAUUUGUUAUGCAGCUCCUAGACCUAUUUGACAGUGAGGAUCCCAGAGAGAGAGACUUCCUCAAAACUACCCUCCACAGGAUCUAUGGAAAGUUCCUGGGGCUGAGAGCGUACAUCAGAAAACAGAUCAAUAACAUUUUCUAUAGGUUUAUCUAUGAGACAGAGCACCAUAAUGGUAUAGCUGAACUACUGGAAAUACUUGGAAGCAUAAUCAAUGGAUUUGCCUUACCACUUAAAGAAGAGCACAAGAUUUUUCUGUUGAAGGUUUUAUUGCCUCUGCACAAAGUCAAAUCACUCAGUGUCUACCAUCCACAGUUGGCCUACUGCGUGGUGCAGUUUUUGGAAAAGGACAGCACUCUAACUGAGCCGGUGGUAAUGGCUCUACUAAAGUACUGGCCAAAGACUCACAGUCCCAAGGAAGUGAUGUUCCUCAACGAGCUGGAGGAGAUCCUGGACGUCAUUGAGCCCUCUGAGUUUGUUAAAGUGCAGGAACCUCUUUUCAGACAGCUGGCCAAGUGUGUGUCUAGCCCGCACUUUCAGGUGGCAGAGAGAGCUCUGUACUACUGGAACAACGAAUACAUCAUGAGUCUGAUCAGCGACAACGCAGCAAAGAUCCUGCCGAUUAUGUUUCCUGCACUCUACCGCAACUCCAAGACCCACUGGAACAAGACCAUCCACGGCCUCAUCUACAAUGCUCUGAAGCUUUUCAUGGAGAUGAAUCAGAAGCUCUUUGAUGAUUGCACACAGCAGUUCAGGGCCGAGAAAAACAAAGAGAAGGCAAAGUCAAAAGAACGUGAAGAGGCUUGGAUCAAGAUCGAGAACCUCGCCAAGUCAAAUCCACAGUUCUUUAUGUAUGUUGAUUCCUCUGACCUCAAUAGUCCUGUAGCAAUGGAGACGGAUGUCCCUUUGAUAGAAGAUGUUCUGAGGUUAAAAAAGACAGUUGAGGAGGGCGCGAUUCAGUUGCAGCAUGAGCAGCGGAAAGAGCGGCCUAUGGUGCGACGCAAAUCUGAGUUGCCUCAGGAUAUCUACACCACAAAAGCCUUGGAGUCCCACCGCAGAGCUGAAAACAUGUUGACCACCCAUGAUGGACUCUAGGUCCCACCACCUGCCGGCUCUUUGUUCAACUGCCCCUUUUACCCUCGACAGCCAUGGACAUCCUCUUCGCCCAGGCGGCAGAAUUACACUGACGACCAUGUUGGGCUCUCCAUCCCUCCUCCCAGCACCAGUUUUCAUAGAAUCCUCCGUUCUCCUUCAUUCCUGCUGCCCCAGUGCAAAAGCCCCGUUUCCUCCUCAGAUUUCUGCUUUCUCAGGUUUUUUUUUCUUUAUUUGAAGAAGCGUGGGAUUGUGUUUGUUUGUCUGUUAGCCUUUGCCACAUUCAUUGUGUUCUCUGAUUAUUUCCCCCAUCGGUUCCUCUUACCUUGCUUUCUCCUUCCAUCCCCCUGUGCGCUCACUGUAAAUGUGGAACCUGGGAGUAUGGAUGCCACAACGUUGGCUUCUUCAUUCCUUCUUGCAAACACAAUGGAUUGGACAUGGAAACAUAGGAACUGACUGACUCACUGUCUAAGGAUCGUCACUUGGUCUCUGCUUGGUUUUCUUUUCUGUCAAAGG